AUGGAUGAUGCUUCAGACGACAACGACAACGACAACGGUGUCGCUGGCAGUAGUGGUUCUCCCACCCGAGUGACACAAUCCGGUUUAUAUGACUGCGCAGGCCAAGUUCAAUCGCCACGCCAACAUUCUCGCUUCUACGCUGUAGUCGUUCCCAAGAGCAGAGACCAGAGCCUCGUCCAGCAUGCUCGAGAAGCUCUGCUGCUGAUGGGCUGUGACUGGAAAUCUCAGAACCAAUCUGUUUCAGAGGUUAUUUCCGCACCGGGGAUCAGUCGGGGACCAACGCAGCACACUGGACACUCUGGCUCAGAACGUCUUCCAGAAUACAACAGAGAUGAAGAGCACUGUGAAAAUGACAAACAAGGGAACAUCAAUCAUCUCCACGUGAGCGGCAGCAGCCCACGCCUCGGUGGUGGUGGUCAACGUACGCGCGGCGGCCCUCAGGCGACGAGACAACAGACUGGCGAACGCUGCCAGCGUUGCAUCCUCCAACGAAAAAGAUGCGACGCCGUGAAGCCUGUCUGUGGCAACUGUGCGCAGAGGAAGCGCGACCCGGAUUGUCAAUGGCCAGGGCCCGUGACACGAAGUCAACUGCUGGCAGCGAGGCAUCCGAAUCCAACACCUCCAUUGGCUUGA
Fonsecaea pedrosoi CBS 271.37 is the source of this 633-nucleotide messenger RNA. RefSeq lists its product as uncharacterized. Gene Ontology annotation, molecular function: zinc ion binding; DNA-binding transcription factor activity, RNA polymerase II-specific. The transcript is spliced from 2 exons. The record is from RefSeq and is a predicted model, not a curated record. The coding region runs from base 1 to 633 and encodes 210 amino acids. Gene Ontology annotation, biological process: regulation of DNA-templated transcription. Lineage: Eukaryota; Fungi; Ascomycota; Eurotiomycetes; Chaetothyriales; Herpotrichiellaceae.